AUGAUAGCUAAAUUGACGAAGCUUCAUAGGCUCCGAUUGCGAUCAGAGCCGACACCCGAAAGCGAUGACAACGACACCCUAGACACCGAGUCGACCUUUCACCGGACAGAGCUUCGAUCUACCGACAGCGGACAAGAUACCUCUGUAGCCUCCGCAAGGUUCAAGGCCAGCGCGCCCUAUAGAAGCGGCUCGUUGAUUUCGACCACAAGCACGCUCAAUGCGGGCGUCCUCGGCAGACCGAUAGCCCAUAGCCAGCGAUCCCGCGACGAUUUGGGCCUACAUCUCGUGACCGAUCGACUUGAACCAAGCGGCGAUAUAGUCUUCGUGCACGGCUUGGGAGGUCACCCGUGGACCACAUGGAGCUGGGAGCGCGAUCUCAACAACUUCUGGCCUAGCUGGCUUGAACAUGAAGGAGCAUUGUCAACAUGGAGGGUCUUCACGUUUGGUUACGAUUCAAAUUGGAGAGGAGCAGGAGCUAAUCUGAACAUCUCCGAUUUUGCGAAAGACCUUCUGCUUCAAAUCCUGACCUUCCAAAGCUCGAACGGGAGUGCUAUCAGGCCCAAAAAGAUCAUCUUUAUUGCCCACUCGAUGGGUGGCUUAGUGGUCAAGAAGGCAUAUCUGCUGGGCAUACAGGAUUCGCAAUUCGCCGACAUCGCGGCUUCGUUUCACGGCAUCAUCUUCCUCGCAACUCCCCACCGCGGGGCGCAGUCGGCCUCCACCUUGAACAAUAUCCUUGCAAGCCUUCCUUUGGGCCCACCAUCGAAAAGCUAUGUCGCCGAGCUUCAAUUACACAGCAAUGCUCUUCACGAGAUCAAUGAGCAGUUCCGUCACCACUGUCACGAUCUUGCCUUAAUGUCAUACUUUGAAACAGAGAAGACCAGCAUUGGCCUCAAAGAUGCGAUGAUCGUGGAGAAAGAUUCGGCUGUCCUUCAGUUACCGGGAGAAAUAGCCAGAAGUGCUGAUCUUUGGACAGCGCCUGCUGUCGAUGUCAUCGAUCGCGUCGAAGAUAGUCAAAAGAUCGCCGCAAUUCUGGGUGUCCACGAAGAUGCUGAGGACGAUCUCAAAUCCAGACACGGCAGGAUUAUGGACGGGACCGGCCAAUGGCUCCUACAAAAGUCGGACUUCACACGUUGGAAAAGCUCAGUGGGUGAUCGAGCUGCUCCGGUCUUCUGGCUAUUCGGGCUACCCGCGAGUGGCAAGACGGCUCUUUCCAGUAUGGUGGCACAUCACUUGAAGGACCAACAGGCGAGCUGUCAGUAUCAUUUCUUCUCGACAGGACACCAGACAAAACGAACUGCCGCAUACUGUCUUCGUAGCAUCGCUUCACAGCUUGCCCAAAACAGCCAAUCGUUCCGAGAAGCCUUGUUCUCUUUCCAUGCCGAGACUGGCAUCAAGUUCACUUCACAAGAUCAAAACUUUCGUACGAUAUGGGAGAAGAUCUUCGAAGGCAUCAUCUUCAAGAUUGCAUUCACACAGCCACUAUUUUGGAUAAUCGACGGAAUAGACGAGGCCGAUUCGCACUCACUGGUCAUCAACUCUCUCCUGAAAAUACAGUCGACUACUACUAUCAAGGUAUUCUUGAGUAGCAGGCCCAUGAAGGUACCAACCGCAACUAAGGGCGAAGGAUCUCCGGUCACCGUACGCUUCUUAUCAGAAACUGAUACAGCGAGAGACAUACGAGCAUAUGUGGCCACUUCCAUCCGCGACAUCUUGACAGCUGCUGAGACUGUUCAACAAGAUAUCGUUGACAAGAUCCUGGCAAAAGCUUCCGGGUCGUUUCUCUGGGUCCGUCUUUGCUUGAAGUCCCUCCGCCAAAGCUGUCAUACCCGAGAUGAUAUCGAUAAAGCCUUGACUGGACUACCAGCGGGCAUGGUGGGUCUUUACGAACAAAUGCUAGCCAAGCUUCUUUCGCAGCCUGAAAGGACUCAAAGCCUCGCACACAUGAUACUAUCAUGGGUUAGCUGCAGUUGGCGCCCCUUAAGACUAGAGGAGUUACAGCUUGCUCUCGAACCAACAUUCACCGGCUUUCUGAAUCUUGAAGAUACCGUCAAUCAGAUCUGUGCACACUUUGUCACCACUGACAACGCAAGAUAUCUGAAAGCUUAUGCAAAGAGGAAGAAGCACGCUAGGAUGCACAAGGACUCGUCUCCGGUAUUGGAUAGCCUGACCAAAUUACCAGAGGAUGAUCCAAAGUGGCUGCAGUCGUGGGCCAUCGAUCUCAUCCGACUUGUUGGUAAAUUUGGUUCUAUUCUCGUAGCGAAACCACCAGCGAUCUACCAAGACAUCAUACCUUUCUGUCCAAAAGGCUCGAUGUUCACUCUUACCUAUGGAGAGCACAAAGCGGGACAGCUCACAGUCACUGGACUUCCUUCCGAUGGCUGGGACGAUCGCCUAGCUCGUGUUAGUGUGGGCGACGAUUACAUUGCUUCGCAGGUACUGGCUACAGAAUCAUACUUCGUCACGUUGAUCAGCACUAUCGGCCCAGAAGAUCUUCAUUGGCAAGUCGACGGCGAUUCACUCUUCAUCCUCUGUCAAAAUGCCGACUUAGUAGAAUGGCGACUAUUUGAUGAUCAGCAACUUGCCUAUCCUCACCUGAAAGCCCGCGAGAUUGCUAUUAAUUCCGAAGGCAGUCUUUUGCUCACGUCAGAUCAUAGUGGGACGAUCAGCGUGUGGGCCUUUCCGCGCCUGUCUCUGAUAUACCAGCUUGGCAGCGUCAACGACUUCGUAAGAGACGUGGCAUUCAGCCCAGAUGGUCAGCGGCUAUAUGAUGUGAGAGACUCGGUAUGUAACGUCUGGGAGCCAGACGUUCUCGUUCGCCCCGAUGAGCACGACAUGGAGGAUGAGUCCAGCCUGGAUGAACUGAGCUUGGUCUCUAGUGAGCCGACCAUGUCUCAGAUCGACAAUACCAAAGCCUUCGUAUCGGCGAUUGCCAGUAGCGGAUCUGAUGCAUAUUACUGCUGCGGCAGAGACGAUGGCUCGGUUAUCAUCCACGAAGUUGCAAAUGGUACCCCCAUCCGCAAAGUCUACACUCACUCAUCGACCACAUCCGUACUUUGUAUGGAAUGGUCACCAUCCGGGCGAUACAUGGUAUCCAGCGACGACUCUGCUCGCGUCAUCGCAAAGCGAUUAGAAACGAAGGCCAAGGACCAGUGGCGCGUCUACCCAGUGCUAGAUGCGCGGGUGUCAGAGCCCGUACAUCAAUUUGUCUUUAGCCCGGAUGAGCAAUACCUGCUGAUAUCGACGUCCUCAACAGAUCAUCUGUACGAUACACGGUCGAAGGAACGGUUGUGGUUCAAAGACUGGGGAUCCAGACAGCGCCGCCGUUGGGUACAGGAUCCUUUGGAUAUGACGUCACUCAUCUGGCUUGAGCCUCAAUCACUGACAAGCUAUCAAUGGUCCACAAUGAGCAUACAAGUCAGCGUUGCGAUCGAAUCCGAGCCGGAACUAGAACCGGAAGAGUGUUCAGAGCCGCAAAAGCAUGAUCACAUCGAGAAGGUCGUGGUGUGGGCCGAAGCCAUUCCUUCCAGUGGACAAAUCCUGUACGGCACUCUUCCAGCGAGCCAUUAUCAGGGAGUCGUCUCGCAACUCUCUCAUUCUGGUCUCCACGUCGCCGUAACCGCAACUGCCAAAGAGUUCGCCGGCAUCUACCGGGGCAAACAAUACCAUGAGCCAGACUUCGAUGCCGUGCUCGACCGUGCACUGGCCGCCGGAGUAGAAAAGCUCAUGCUGACAGGCAUGUACGCAUCCGACGCGUCUUUCAACCUCGACAUAGCGCGGAAACGACCGGGGCAAUGCACGGUCACAAUCGGUAUACAUCCAUACCAUGCCGUCGAAGCUGAUGAGGGCGGAGAAGAAUACUACAAGAGCCUGUCUCACAGCAUCACGACGACCAUGAACGAAGAGCCCCACCUCCUAGCCGCUUUCGGGGAGCUCGGCCUCGACUACGACAAGCUGGCGGAAGCCACAAAAGACGUUCAGAUACGCGUGUUCAAGCGACAGCUCGAUAUAAUUGUGAGCGCGGGAUGGGAACUUCCCCUCUUUCUGCAUUGUCGCGCUGCAUUCGAAGAUUUCGUUGCUAUACUUGAACCCUACAUGGACCGGCUGCCUUUACGAUCCGGCCUAGUCCACUCUUUCGUCGGUACUACAGCACAGAUGCAGACUUUGACCGGCAUGGGCCUACAUGUCAGUUUCAACAACUUUGCUUUCCGAGAUCGCGAUAGUUUGGAUAUGAUCAGGCAUGUGCCGUUGGAUAAGCUGCAGAUUGAAACGGAUGCGCCGUGGGGUGAUAUCCAAGCGUCUAGUGAAGUAGCAAAAGCGUAUUUGAAGAAUGCGACAAAGUGGUCUUGGGGGAGCAAGAAGAAGGAUAAGUUCAGUAUGGGCGAUAUGGUGAAGGAGAGGAAUGAGAGUUGCAAUGUGGAGAAGGUGGCGUUGGUUGUUGCGGGGAUUAAGGGUGUUGGUGUUGAGGAGGUUGCGGAGAGGGCGUGGAGGAAUAGUGUGGGAAUGUUCUUUUCGCGUUGGGGCGGUAGAUGA
This is a messenger RNA of Alternaria metachromatica, 4530 nucleotides long. RefSeq lists its product as uncharacterized. Gene Ontology annotation, molecular function: 3'-5'-DNA exonuclease activity; protein binding. Gene Ontology annotation, cellular component: cytosol. The transcript has 6 exons. The record is from RefSeq and is a predicted model, not a curated record. Lineage: Eukaryota; Fungi; Ascomycota; Dothideomycetes; Pleosporales; Pleosporaceae. The coding region runs from base 1 to 4530 and encodes 1509 amino acids.